Molecule: messenger RNA, 957 nt
Organism: Kwoniella botswanensis
Lineage: Eukaryota; Fungi; Basidiomycota; Tremellomycetes; Tremellales; Cryptococcaceae
Exons: 7
Coding region: 1-957 (318 amino acids)
Source: RefSeq, a predicted model, not a curated record
AUGUGUGCGCUCGAUCUGGGCAUGGCAGGGGCAGGGGACGAUAGGUUGGGUCAUUUCCUCCUGGCUUAUGAGAAAAUUUUGAAACGCGAGCCAUCCUUGGCUAUAGGACUGUCUCCCCAUAUCCAAAAGCUGAUCGGCGAAUAUGCUAUGGCUUACGAGUUGGACGACGUCAUUCACUCAUUAUUCAAGGCAAAGAAUCAAUUCUGUCCCGAACAUCGUCCAAUGGUUUCGCCUGCUCCUUCAAGAAUAUCAGCUGAGUACAACAAGCUCGAUCACACACUCAAAGAAGCAACAGUAAUAUUUUCCAGAGCACCUGAGAAUGUAACAGCGCAAUCGUCCCGUGGGAAUAAGCUUUGGAACUGCUGGGAAGAAGCUUGUAUUGAGAUUCACGGACAAUCAUUCAACAACCAUUUCGGUCUAAAAGACAUUCUAUCGCCUAUUUCUCCGCAGUGGGAUCCACAAUCAGGCGCUCAACCCGAUCGAGACACUUCAAGAGAGUCAAAUGUCGCCAUACAAGUGCCCUCAGCUGUACCACUAGCACAAUCAGGUCAUGCAUAUCGUCAAAUGCAUCCCGACCUCGAGGCUCGACAAGCCAAGAUAAACACGAGGGGAUCUGCUGGGUCUGCUGCUCAUGACCUCGCAACCGUCGGCUCUCCAACGUCGGUGGGAGACAAUCCCGUUGAGAAGAGCUACAAGCGAGGAAACCAGAUUGCUCCGAUCUUUCAGGAUAUAUACAAUUUGAUGAACAGGAUUGGUUUCAGAAUUCAGAAUGUCGGCGGAUCGAUCAUCCGAUUUAUACCUCCCAACCAAGCUGGAUUACCGUUCAACGAACAUCGACCGCAUCCUGAGACGUCCAUUUCUGCUGUCAAGUACCGUGCGUUCGGUCAACGACUUAGAGAUAGAUACGGAUGGGACGAGACAUGGUUCGCAAGGAUGAUUACCAUAGAUGCAGAAUGA